Chlorella variabilis is the source of this 441-nucleotide messenger RNA. RefSeq lists its product as hypothetical. Lineage: Eukaryota; Viridiplantae; Chlorophyta; Trebouxiophyceae; Chlorellales; Chlorellaceae. The annotation marks the transcript as partial. The transcript has 3 exons. Gene Ontology annotation, biological process: proteolysis. Gene Ontology annotation, molecular function: serine-type endopeptidase activity. The record is from RefSeq and is a predicted model, not a curated record.
AUCAACAUCCUGCCCUGCAAGUUCAUGUCUGCCGACGGAUGGGGCAAGACCAGCGAUGCCAUCCAGUGCAUGGACUGGUGCCUGGAGCAGAAGGCAGAGAUCAUCAGCGCCAGCUGGAGCUGCGGCGAGCUGUCCAACCCGCCGCUGGAGGAGGCAGUGGCACGCACCAAGCAGGCGGGGGCGCUGCUGGUGAUUGCGGCGGGCAACCAGGGCGCCGACAUGCGCAAGACGCCCUACUACCCGCAGUCGUAUGCCAGGCAGUACGACAAUGUGCUGGUGGUGGGGGCCUCUGACGAGUACGACGAGCACGCCUUCUUCUCCAACCACGACCCAGACACAGUGCACUUGUCGGCGCCCGGCCACUGGAUUUACAGCACCACCGUGGGCGGCGGCUACAACUUCAGCAGCGGCACAUCCAUCGCCGCACCCUACGUGUCUGGC